Molecule: messenger RNA, 1056 nt
Organism: Sardina pilchardus (European sardine)
Lineage: Eukaryota; Metazoa; Chordata; Actinopteri; Clupeiformes; Clupeidae
Exons: 3
Coding region: 101-502 (133 amino acids)
Source: RefSeq, a predicted model, not a curated record
AUAGUCAGUACGCGCCCGCGGGAACUCGGAUGAACACGGACGUCCGUCGUCCUUCACUCCGCACCCCCCUGACAGUCAGUCGUCAGCACUGCCUGCACUCAUGACUUUACAGACUCUCCUGAUCUAUGGGCUCGGAAUUACGUUGGCUUCGGUGGCGUUGUUCACCUCACAAGCACAUGGUCUGCAAUGCUAUGGCUGCAACAUCAUCCACGGGCAGCGGUACGUGGACAUUGGCUGCUCCAACCCCGAGGUCAUCACCUGCACACACUCCCACAAGGGCUUCAAGCACCGCUUCUGCAUCAAGACAGAGAGCACGGCGCUUGGCAUCGCCCUGACAAGCGGCUGUGCUACUUCUCGACACUGUCAACAACAGGAGCUGCCUGGGGUUCGCAUCCAUUGCUGUGAUUCGGAUCUAUGCAACAGCUCCUCCUGCUGGCGAGCAAAUGGACUACAUUACGUCUGUGCGAUACUCAGCUUGCUGCUGUUAUUGCUGCGGUUAUAAUGUGAUGCCUGAAAAUAUGGACUUGACAUUACGUCAUUUCUUUGUGUUGCACCAAGCAGAAGUUUUAUCGAAUUAUCAAGAUGACGAUAAUGACUUGCAUGAGCUGUUCAAAGUGUAUUUUUUUCACAAAUUAAUUUAGAUACAGUAUGAGGAAAGCCUGUUGUUUGAUAAAUGCAGUGAUUAAAUUCAAUGGAUAGGUUAUAUUAUCACAACAAUUACCACCCAUUAAUUUCAGUCAUUUCAUAUAUUAGUCAUAGUUUGUUUCCAGAGAAUAACACCCAAGAGCCUAUGAGCGCUCCUAUGUAAAUAUUCUGUAUCAAAGAGCGUGUCGAUUUUCUUGAAGACAACUUUAUUUAUUAUCUAUUUAUUUAUUUUAUUUUGUAUUUGUUGACCAUCAGUUGCACUUCAUUGUUCAAGACAUACAUCACAAAAGAUGUAGUGCUCUGUUUAAUGGCAAACUCUUGAGUCAGUGUGGGUUCAUUGGGCACAUAUCUUGUUUUGUUACAGUAGGCUUAUGCUGCAGAGUAAGUGCUGGAGAUGUAUGACUUUGCAUG